Hypanus sabinus (Atlantic stingray) is the source of this 2636-nucleotide messenger RNA. RefSeq names its product gastrula zinc finger protein XlCGF57.1-like. The record is from RefSeq and is a predicted model, not a curated record. Gene Ontology annotation, biological process: negative regulation of transcription by RNA polymerase II. Gene Ontology annotation, molecular function: DNA-binding transcription repressor activity, RNA polymerase II-specific. The transcript has 4 exons. The coding region runs from base 107 to 1654 and encodes 515 amino acids. NCBI's taxonomy places the organism in Eukaryota, Metazoa, Chordata, Chondrichthyes, Myliobatiformes, Dasyatidae.
GUGCGCAGUGCCGUCGAUGGCGAGGGAAGGGUUCCGGAGGGAUGAAGGUUGAGGUCCGGCGGCUGGAGGGAGGAGGCGCCGGGAGCUCGGUCCCAGGCUGCCAGCGAUGGAGAAUUCUCAGACAGGAAAGCAAACUACGUCUCGUGGGUUGCCAGAGGCACCGGGAGGGGACCGAGCCUUGAGUGCAGGCCAGGGGCGCUCCGCUCACGGGAGGGAGAAGCAGUUCGCGUGCCCCGACUGCGGGCGCGGCUUCAUCCGGGCCUCCGGGCUGACGAGGCACCAGUGCACUCACAGCGCGGAGAAACUGUGGAAGUGCGGGGACUGCGGGAAAGGGUUCUGUUACCCGUCCUGGUUGGAGAUCCACCGCCGCAGUCACACCCGGGAGAAGCCGUUCAUCUGCUCCAUGUGCGGCAAGGGAUUCUGCUGCCUGUCUAACCUCACCACGCACCAGAGGUUCCACACGCGGGAGAGGCCGUUCACCUGCUCCGAGUGCGGGAAGGGCUUCACUCAGUCGUCCUCCCUGCUGACGCACCGGCGGGUCCACAGCGGCGAGCGGCCGUUCACCUGCACCGUGUGCGGGAAGGGCUUCACUCUGUCCUCUUACCUGAUGAGGCACCAGCAGGUGCACACCGGGGAGAGGCCGUUCACCUGCUCCGAGUGCGGGAAGGGGUUCACUCUGUCCUCUUGCCUGGUGAGGCACCAGCAGGUGCACACCGGGGAGAGGCCGUUCACCUGCGCCGAAUGCGGGAAGCGGUUCACUCAGCUGUCCAACCUGGUGUCGCACCAGCGAGUUCACACCGGGGAGAGGCCGUUCACCUGCGCCGUGUGCGGGAAGGGCUUCAGUUACUCGUCCAACCUACGGAAACACCAGCGCAUUCACAAUGGAGAGAGGCCCUUCCUCUGUUCUGAGUGCGGGAGGGCAUUCACGCAGUCCUACGACCUGAUGAGGCACCAGCGGGUCCACACCGGGGAACGGCCGUUCGCCUGCGCCGUGUGCGGGAGGGGCUUCACCCUGUCGUCCAGCCUGGUGACCCACCAGCAGGUCCACACCGGGGAGAGGCCGUUCACCUGCUCCGAGUGCGGGAAGGGCUUCACUCGCUCGUCCAGCCUCAUGACGCACCAGCGGGUCCACACCGGGGAGAGGCCGUUCACUUGUUCUGAGUGCGGGAAGGGGUUCAGUCAGUCAGCUAACCUCAAGCGGCACCAGCAGGUCCACACCGGGGAGAGGCCGUUCACCUGCUCCGAGUGCGGGAAGGGGUUCAUUUUGCCAUCCCACCUGCUGACUCACCAACGGGUUCACACCGGCGAGAGGCCAUUCACCUGCUCCGAGUGCGGGAAGGGCUUCACCCGUUCUGCCAACCUGUUGGCGCAUCAGCGGAUUCACACCGGGGAGAGGCCGUUCACCUGCUCCGUGUGCGGGAAGGGCUUCACUUGGUCUUCUGACCUCCUGACACACCAGCAGGUUCACACCGGGGAGAGGCCGUUCACCUGCUCCGUGUGCGGGAAGGGCUUCACCCGGUCAUCUCACCUGCUGAGACACCAGCAGAUUCACAGCGGGGAGCGGCCGUUCAGCUGCUCGGAGUGCGGGAGGGGAUUCACUCGGUCGUCCAACCUGCUGAGGCACCAGCGGAUUCACAACGGGGAGAAAGUGUGAACUGGCAAAACGCUGAACUUUGAAAUGUUGCCUCUGCAGACCCGUCAGUGAGUUCGCUGUGGGCAAGAAGUUCAGAUCUGCGACUGGCAGUGAAACAGAAGAGAGUUGACGGUGUUAUGAAUGUACCACAGCUCUGAGGGGCCGAAGGGGCGGGAGCAGCCCCCUCCUUCUGGAGAAUCGCAAGAGCACUGUUAAUUCGGGUUGCGGACCCAGGCAAAUGAGAGUCAAUGUAACGGUUUUGGCCAGGGUCUUAAGAGACGCCUAUGCUAAGGGCAUGACCCUGCUUCGCGACAGCUACCACGGAUAUGGACACCCUCGGGCAAUGUGGGGGUGGGGAUUGCAUCACCCUACUUUGAUGGACAUUUACAACUCUGCAAGUCAAGAUAUAAGGGGACUGCAGAAGGCGGUACCCCAGAGAGACGCACCAGAAGGACUCGAUUGCUCAGCGCUCCUGUGAUAGCUGGAAGCCAUUCAAAAGCCACGUGCGCUCCGUAACUCUUUUACCUGGGGAGUGGGUGGCUGAUAAUACCGAGAAGGACUUCGAACUAAUAACAGGAAAACAACGCUCCCCUGAUUCAACGGAGUUGCUUCGUCAAAGACCCAGGAAAGUUUUUUCCGUUUCUCCUCACUCUCUCUAAAACACGUGAAACCCAGCGAUUCCCAAAAAGACUGAAGCCUGCAGACUUCUGAGUGACUUUUAUAUUUCCAACGGACAAUAUAUUAUCCCCUAGACAACCGUCGAGAUUAUUUCUUAAUGGUGAUUAUUGCUAUACCCGCGCUUUAGAUUGAGUUUUGCCGACGUAUAUGAUCUGAACGUUUGUAUUAGCCUUACUUUUGUGCCCCAUUUUAUGAAUAAAACUGUUCGAAAAUGGUGCCAUCAGACUCCAACGGACCUCUCUAUUUUUGCUGGUGAGUUAUCCAGUUAUGGGAUACGUAACACAGGACAGAACUGGGGUCAUGGGUCAUGGCUCCUCACUCCCAG